AUGUCAAUCCCAAGCAAUAUGAUUUCAAUUAGUAAUUGGAUAUGUCUAUAUCCUGUAUAUUUUGACUCAACAAAAACAGUCCAACGAGGAAGAAGAAUAACACAAAAAGAGGCUGUGAAACAUCCAUUGGCUAAAGAUAUUGCAGAAGUUGUAAAAUCUUUAGGUUUAAAUUGUGCUCUUGAGCCACAUAAAACACACCCUCAAGACUGGGAAAAUCCUGGAAGGGUAAAAGUAGAAUUGUUUAAUGAAAAAAAAUCACCAAUAAGAUAUGAAAUACCAACACGUAAAGUGUUAAUUAAAAAUGUGGCAAUAUUAUUAGCUAAAAUCCAACAAGAAAGUCCACAACAAUUUCCUCCACCACAUUCCCCAGCUGUAUUUGAUAGUAAUUCUAGUGAUUCUACUUCAAUGUCUAAUCCAAAUAGAUCUACCUCUACCACAACUCCAGCAUCAUCAUCGUCAAGCGAAAUUGCAGGUACAACCAGAAGUUCAAGUUCUAACUUAAAAAAGAAAGGAAGAAAGAGCAAAAAAUAA
Entrophospora sp. SA101 is the source of this 531-nucleotide messenger RNA. Lineage: Eukaryota; Fungi; Glomeromycota; Glomeromycetes; Entrophosporales; Entrophosporaceae. The record is from the annotation of a GenBank genome assembly.